This is a messenger RNA of Harmonia axyridis, 587 nucleotides long. RefSeq names its product protein transport protein SEC9-like. The record is from RefSeq and is a predicted model, not a curated record. The coding region runs from base 98 to 553 and encodes 151 amino acids. The transcript has 2 exons. Lineage: Eukaryota; Metazoa; Arthropoda; Insecta; Coleoptera; Coccinellidae.
GUGUUAGUUUCUAAUAAUGUGUAAUUAUGAAAUAACUUUUCGGAAUAUCGACAUACAGUGGAAGUGAGAGUGAAUAUUGAAAUUCUAUCAGUUCGGAAUGUUCAUUUUUGAAAGUGAAGUUGAUGUGAAAUUUGGCAUGGAAUAUAAUAUAGUGUUACAUUGGGUUUGGUUCUUCGCCCUCUUGGCUAUUGCCUUUGCUGAACCUGCCCCUAAAGCAGGAUUCAUUGCCUCAGCUCCAGCAGUAGCUGCAGUGGUACCACAUACAGCAGCCUAUGUUGCUCCAUACAGCACUGCAUACUCAGGUCUAUACGCUUCUUCCUACGCCAGACCAUACGCCACAGCAUACGCCAAACCCUACACCACUGCCUACGCUGGACCUUAUGCCACUGCCUAUUCCGGAGCUCUCAACUAUGGAUACAACUCCAUCUACAAUUACCCUUAUAAUGCUGUUCGCGGAUAUGUUCCAUAUGCUAACUCCAUGUAUAGAUCCGCUUAUAACUACCCUCAGAUUACAUCUACAUAUGCAGCACAUCCCUACAAUUAUGUUUAUUAAGUUCUUAGUUGAUAAUAAAAAUAUUUGUUAUUGA